Molecule: messenger RNA, 3345 nt
Organism: Fulvia fulva
Lineage: Eukaryota; Fungi; Ascomycota; Dothideomycetes; Mycosphaerellales; Mycosphaerellaceae
Exons: 1
Coding region: 1-3345 (1114 amino acids)
Biological process (GO): autophagy; response to starvation
Cellular component (GO): cytoplasm
Molecular function (GO): protein binding
Source: RefSeq, a predicted model, not a curated record
AUGCCCUCCGCCAACGAUUUUGAUCCCCACUUCGACAACACCGACGAGCAGCCACCAGUCGUUGCGGCCCAGCCAGCCGCCGAAACAGAGGAUCUGUGGGCAGUCAGCAAGUCGCCGCCAAAGACUACGGGCAAGAAGAAGAAGGGAAAGAAGCAUGCCGCUGCCAAGCAAAAGAUCAUCGAGGAUGGGGAGGAUUCGUCGCCAUAUCCCACGUCGAUAACGCCUUCUCCUCCGAAUACAGACCAUGGCAUGAAGUUGCAAGCUACAAGCACGCUGCAUCCAACUCCCAUGCCAGAACAGCCUUCUGCUCUGCCUGUAUUUGAGGACCUACCCCUUGUAGACCUGGAUGACGAUCCGCCCGGAGAACAGGAGGUCGCGAUCAUACCAGAACCCAGAGCACCUUCAACGCCACCACCAUCCGUCUCACCAAUAGUACGAUCGCCGCGGCCGGCUCCAGCUAGGCCCGUACCACCAGAGACACCACCCAGUCGACCAGUGAGUCUACACGGUGCCUCUAAACGCGAUCGCAAGAACAGCCUGGCUGGUUAUCGGUCGCCUGUGAUCUCAACACAGCAAACUCACCCAAGACGUGAGUCUCUCGGUGUCCCACGGUCGCGCUUCGUGGACCCUCCACCGCCUCACCUGCCACAAGCACAUUACUUCGGCCUCCCAGAUCUGGGCAUUAUGAAUUUUGGGCAGAAGCAGGAGGCUGGGAAGGCGGCCGGAUCUGAUCGUCACUGCUGUAAACUUGACACAUUUACAGACGCUGGUGACGAGCUCUCGGCAAGGAAGUCUAGAGAUGCAAUUUUGGUGGGCUGUGAAGGUGGCCUGGACGUCUUCCGAAUAUUGCCAAACAAGCUAGAGAUAGUCGGUCGCUUGGAAGGACUGCGAGGUGCUGUCAUUGGUGCAAAGAUCCUGCCGCAUACGGAUCGAACGGACGGCAUACAAAUUCUGCGGCCUUUGAUCGCCGUCGUGAUCCAUGGACGUAUGCUCGAUGAUCGCCGAGAUCCAAGUCCUGAAGGCGAGGGGGCAGAUGUCCACGAGACCGCUACGCCAACUCACUUUCAGACAUCAGUAGAUGUGUACUCAUUGCAGACACAGGUCUAUGUCGCUACUCUGUACAGCAGUCCCCCUAUGGCAAUUGAGCAGCCAGUUGUCGGACAAGUCUCCUCGCUACCCGAUCCUCACGGCGACCUUGAGAUUGACGCCAAAGGGCACUUCAUUACGGUCAGCUCUGGCAAAAGCGGCGAAGUGUUCAUCUACACUCAAGGCUCGGUCGGUGGCGUCGAUGACACGCGCUUCCGAUGCAUUGGCAAGUUCUGGACUUCAAUCCAGAAGUCGAUGAGCACGCCUCCUGCUCGGCCAGCUAAUGCCGACGCCAACACUUCCGUGGAAGUAAAGGAGGAAGCACGCAAGCCGCUCUAUAGCUUGAGCCGACGGUGGCUAGCAAUUGUACCACAAACCUCCACCUCUAGCAUCUCGAUACAAGGCGUUGCUACGACCUCGAGAGUCAACCGGCAACCGCCAGGUAUUACCACACAUGCUGCACCGCCGCCAUCGUUGGUGAGCUGUGAAGUCGUUGGAACCGAUGUGGAGGGGACAUGGAGCCGUCUCGGUCGCCAGGCAGCUCAGGGACUGGUCAAGUAUUCUCAAAGAGGUUUUGAGAUGGGCCUCCAAGGCUGGAAAGAGCUCACUCAACCAUCACCACCUGGUGGUCGUCAGGCUCACAAUCGCUCUUCGAGCAAGGAUGACCUGUUCCCACCUACCAAGGCACCCAUAGAUGACCCAACGCGGCUGGUCAAAGAGCCUGCACUUGUGUCAAUCAUUGAUCUGGAGAGUCUAUUGAUGUAUGAGGAACACAGGCCCAAGCACAUCUCGCCGCCAAUGGCAACCUUCGCCCUGGUAGAGGGCUGCAAUUAUCUGUCGCUCUCAUCCGUCGGCACUCGUUUACUCACAGCUAGUCGGAAGGGUGAGAUCUCAACUAUCUGGGAUCUGGCGCAGGUUGCCCAUGGUGUUCCAUUGACCGACAACGCUUCAGAUGAUGAGUCCAGCACAAGUCCGUGUGUGAAGCAAGUACUUCGUAUCGCUCGCAACAGUCCAUCAACAAUCCUGGAUUGUGCGUGGUCGAUGGAUGACGACGCCUUGGCUGUGUUUACCGCACACGGAACAGUCCAUCUUCACGAGGUCCCGCGUAGACCGACUCGAAAGCGAAAACGUGCUAGCGCUCCGGUUGUCGAGAAAGCAGACGCCACUGUCAGUGUAUCGGCGGGCAUGUCACCACCAAGUGCCAAUCAAGGCUUUCUUGGGAGCAUCAAGUCGAGCUGGCAGACGGUCAGCACCCAAGUGCACUCUAUCAGGACGAGCAACGCCUCGUCGACACUCGGUCUUCCUACCACGUUUGCUGGUUUCCGAGAGACUGCCGCGGCAGGGGGAAGUGCUGCGUCUCGUGCUGUAGCGAGAGGCCUCAGUCAAGGCUACACUGCCGCUAAGGGUGGCGCAAGUGAUUACUGGCAUGCCGACGACAACAAGAUACGACACGCCAAAGAGCUGCAGGAGCCAUUCUCGGACAAGUCCAUGCGAUGGAUCAGACGAAACAACACGACUUCUGUAGCGGUCGCCUGUGGUGGUAGCGUCCAUAUACACCCUGUACAACGUGUGACGCGACGCAAAGGCGAUGCCAUCGUCAGCGGACUCAAACACGAAAGAUAUGCUCGCAAGGCUUUUCCGCUACCGUAUAUUACAACACGGUCAGAGGCAGGGGGCCUACAGAGCCUCAGAGCGAAUCCCUGCACCGAUCAAGGGCCCCAUGGGUUCUGGAGCCUGCGAUCAUCCAUAUCUCCGCCACACACUGGUCGGAAGUCGAGCUUGCAGACUGGGCAGUUUCCGCGCAGCAAGGCAAACGACGUUGAGACCAACCCACCGUACUGCCCCUACCACAUUGACUCACGAGUAAGCAUAUAUGCUUUCACUGAGCAAGGCAGCCAGUAUGGGCCAUUCGAGACAUUGGAUGGGUUCCAAGCGAGGGGGCACGGGCUGCCCGAUGAAGACUCAUGGACAUUUGGUGGCGCUUUGGCAGCGAGCGCGAAGAUCAACGAGCGCAUGCCUGACGAGAUGCACGACAGCAGUCCGGAGGAUGGUUACGACGAUGAUGACGAAGAUGAAGAUGUGGCUCAGAUCAUGGAGAGCAAGCUCACGAUUCAACCUGCGCACAAGAGUCAAGGAGGUGAGCAGAUACAGAUCAACACUCGACGACGGACCAGAGGUAAAGGAAUGGGGAAGGAGCCUCCUGCCACGAUGGCUGAUGGGGAUUUUGAGCUGCUUGAAGACGACGAUGGUGUCUUUUGA